Messenger RNA from Jaculus jaculus (lesser Egyptian jerboa), 398 nucleotides. It is a transcript of the gene Rps28, whose product is annotated as ribosomal protein S28. The record is from RefSeq and is a predicted model, not a curated record. Gene Ontology annotation, molecular function: structural constituent of ribosome. The transcript is spliced from 4 exons. Gene Ontology annotation, biological process: ribosomal small subunit assembly; translation; maturation of SSU-rRNA. Gene Ontology annotation, cellular component: ribosome; cytosolic small ribosomal subunit. Lineage: Eukaryota; Metazoa; Chordata; Mammalia; Rodentia; Dipodidae. The coding region runs from base 109 to 318 and encodes 69 amino acids.
GCACGCAUGGUCUCGCGAGAGUGGGAACCAAGCGUCACAUAAAAGCGUUCCCCGGUCCACGUAACACCUUUUCGCCAGAUCGCCGCCGCAACCUGCAGUGCCGCCAUCAUGGACACGAGUCGCGUGCAGCCCAUCAAGCUCGCCCGGGUUACCAAGGUGCUGGGCAGAACCGGCUCGCAGGGACAGUGCACGCAGGUGCGUGUGGAAUUUAUGGAUGACACAAGCCGCUCCAUCAUCCGCAAUGUGAAAGGCCCUGUGCGUGAAGGGGAUGUGCUCACCCUUUUGGAGUCAGAGAGAGAGGCUCGGAGAUUGCGCUGAAUAUGUUGUGUCCUGGAUCCACCAUUUGGCCCUCAAGAUGACCUGCAAUGUCAAAUAAAGCAUUUGUAUUGUUAACUUGA